Molecule: messenger RNA, 2440 nt
Organism: Elgaria multicarinata webbii
Lineage: Eukaryota; Metazoa; Chordata; Lepidosauria; Squamata; Anguidae
Gene: CIPC
Product: CLOCK interacting pacemaker
Exons: 4
Coding region: 221-1450 (409 amino acids)
Biological process (GO): negative regulation of circadian rhythm; negative regulation of DNA-templated transcription
Cellular component (GO): nucleus
Source: RefSeq, a predicted model, not a curated record
CCGCUGCAGCUUGCCUCCUGCCCCUUUCGAGUUUUCCUGCAUCCCGUUAUGGUGGGAAGGUUAUUUCUUCCCAUCUCUGCUGGGAAGGAGGACUGAGCACAUCCCAGAAAAGAUGGAGAAACUCUUUUGACCCGAGGAUAAAUUCUGGAAGACCUGAGUCUCUUUCGCCUGGCAGGGUCAGAGCAGCCCCACUGACAAGGAGCAGAGGAGAGGAGCCGCCAUGCCUUCGGACGAGGCUUCUCCGACCAGCCACCCACCCAAGCCCGUGAAACAGAAGCCCUCGAAGGCAGGCAGCCCCGGCUCUGAAGGCCCGUGGGGGCUACCGGACAAGAUGGCGCGAGGCGGUGAUGCGGCCAGGAAGCCCCAUCACCCAGCAAGCGAAGGGGAGAAGGACUCCGGAUUCUCAGACGUGAGCUCGGAGUGCCUGAGCGCCGUGGAGCAGACGGACACCGAGGACCAGUCCAGCGACGUGUUGCGCCAGCUGGCUGAGUUGCAGAAGGCGCCACAGAAGGCGUUGGGCGGGCUGGCGGGCGGCGCCUUCACUGGCCUGGCCCCCGUUUACAUUGUCAAAAACAUUAUCCUCAAACAGCCCCAGGGAACAUCCCCCAGCACCCAGUUCCUGGCCUGGAGCAGCCAACAUCCCCUUGACGGCGCUGAGGGCUCCCCUGCCCGUGUCCUCUUGAUCCAGCAGCCGGUGGCCCCGCUGAAGGCCCUGCUUCCCGGCCACAAGUCCUCUGCCAAGGAGACCUACCUCCCCAUCCUCAGCAACUACCCCAAGAUCGCUCCUCAUCCAGGCCACGACCUGCAGACCAAGGAGGGGGGAGGGGGAGGGCCUGCUCCAGCAGGAGGCGCCAGUACGAACAAGCGCUUCUGCCUGGAGGAGGCCUGGGUGUCGUCGUCCGACCCGGCCGCUCCAGCCGACGGCGGGGACCAGCCGCCGGAGGAACGGCCCUCCGCCCUGCUCAGCCUCGAGGCUCUCUCCCAGAACAUGGUGAGCUCCUCCACCGGUUGGGACCAGGCCGAGGGGCGGAUGAUCUCCAAGGCCUCCAAGCGGCUGGGCUGCAGCAGCCUGGGCAAGCAGCGCCGCUUCCACAACACGGUGGAGAUCCUGCGGAAGUCGGGGCUGCUGGGCAUCACCCUGAGGACGAAGGAGCUGAUCCGGCAGAACAGCAGCACCCAGCGAGAGUUGGCCGAGCUGCGGGAGCACGCGCAGCUCCUCUGCGAGGCCGUCCGCAGCAACGACGGCCAGGCCUGGGCUCGCCUCCAGCAGGCCAUGGACCGCUCCGCCGCCUACUGGGGCAGAAAAGGGGCCGGCUCUGACGCGCAGCCCCUGGGGCCACGGACCCCGCUGGUGGCGGAGCCCGCGGGCCCCGGCCCAAAGGCCGGCCGAGAGCCCCUGCCCAGCUCGCCCCUCACGCCGGACACGUCCGGGCAGGUGGUCUUGCCUUAGCCCUGCCCUGCCGCAGCUGUCGUGCCCUGCGCUCAAGGGUGUUCUCCUGAAGAAUCCGUGUCUGGCCACCCAGGACUUGGCUCGCCAGCCUCCUGCAGCCGCUGUGGGAGAGCCCCCCCUCCCCCAUGCCUGGACGGCCAGCUGUUUGGGCGGCCCGUUGGCCGUUGAAGACUGAGGGGUGCUGGCAGGGACGGGGGGCGGUGUCUCCGAGACGCUGGCGCAUCCUGGGCGCUGGGAAUCUCUUCUCGGUUGGGGAGGGGAGUGGGCUGGGCUUCGCUGGCCAGGUUUGCGGUUGAAAUAGUGACGGGGAUUGUGUUCCAAGAGGCAGAAGGGGGAAUGGGGAGGGAUGGGAGGCCUGUGUGGAAAGGGAAGCAGCUCUUCUGUUUAUUCCCCCCACCCUCAGACACCUUGAAAGCAAUUGAUCCUGCGAGCGCCCGACACGCUCAAGGAGCUGGUGAUUUGAACCCAGGACUCUCCAGUCCUCCAUUCUCUCCUUCCGGCUGAGAUGCUUCUUCGCUGAAAAGGCGCGGUCACGAGGCUGCCUGGCUGCUGCCCGCCCCACUGGCUUGUUUUGGAGCGAGCAAACGAGGGGGGAAUGAGGCAGAUGGCUUUCUACCGCUGUUCCUUCCCGGUUGAGAGUUCUGCCUAAGUCGAAAGCUUGCCUUCUCUGCUGCCGCCGACAGAAGAUGGUCCUAUAAAGGAAAAAAAUCAUCUUGUUUUGUGCUAAUUGCUGGGACCAGAGCAGCGAAAGGCCGGCCGCCUCCUGUGCCUCAUGGCCACUUGCAGUGACCUUCCCUGGCCUGUGGUGGAAUUGCCCCGGUGGCCUUCGGGUUUUGAAGCUGAAAGAGCUGCUUGCCAAGAAAACGCGUCCCCUGCCUGUUGCCCCGGCUGCACGCCGGGAACGGAAGUCUCGUGAGCCAGAACGGGGACCGUGCCGCUGAUCAGCGCGCCCCUUUUCUCGGCUCUCGGCACAUUGGUUUUGUUUGGGUG